This is a messenger RNA of Alternaria conjuncta, 1533 nucleotides long. RefSeq lists its product as uncharacterized. Gene Ontology annotation, molecular function: ubiquitin protein ligase activity. Gene Ontology annotation, biological process: protein polyubiquitination; ubiquitin-dependent protein catabolic process. The transcript has 4 exons. The coding region runs from base 1 to 1533 and encodes 510 amino acids. Lineage: Eukaryota; Fungi; Ascomycota; Dothideomycetes; Pleosporales; Pleosporaceae. The record is from RefSeq and is a predicted model, not a curated record.
AUGGACAUCAUCGACGAGUUGGAGUACGAACCGGCAGUGCGUCUUGCCGAUCGUUUACUUCGGGCUAUCGGGACGCGGACUUGUUUCAAACAUAUACUCGCCAGUUUGGACGUCGCAGAAACGACCCGGGAUGGGUCAGAACAAGCUCCAGCUUCUGUCGGGCUUGUGGAUAUGGUUAUACAACAUCUGGAGGUGGUAGAGCGCGUCGGUAUGGCGACAAAGAUGAAGCUGAACUCGAGCCAUGAUCGCGAUGGAGAUCCAGGGUGGACUGUCACAGCUACUUUUAUGGAGUGGCUGAGGACUAUCAUUGUCAAGAAAUGGGACAGCAAAGCUGAAAUCAACAAGUGGAGCAGCGUUGGUACAGCCGUGAUGGUUCUCGACAAACUUCAUUCUAAGCGGCGAUCUCUACAAUUACAUUCCAACAUGUUCGAAAUGCCGAUACUCGAUGAACGCAUCGAUACAGUAAACGAGCCUAUCAACUACCUCACAUGGGAUCAUCACCCCAAUACUCUACACCUUUACGAGUACCCAUGCCUCUUCUCUGCGCAGCAUCUCGUGGCGUACUUCCGUACCAUCAACUUCACCGAGAUGAUGAAGCAGUACGACCAUACUAUGCGGACCCACCAAAUGCAGAAGUCGCUGGAGAUGUUCCUCAAAGAACCGUAUUGGUGGAUUAUUAAGAGGAAAAUGAAGACUACCCUGAGCGAAUACCUAGUGUUGGAUGUCAGUCGCGAAGAACCUUUGAAAGACACGCUUGAUCAGCUGUGGGGUAUGGACAAGAGGAUGUUGCUGAAACCGCUCAAGGUCAAGAUGGGUCACAACGAAGGAGAAGUCGGUGCGGAUCACGGCGGCGUGACGUACGAAUUCUUCCGUGUCGUUCUGAGUGAAGCUUUCAGGCCGGAGAAUGUCACCUUUCCUCUUGCCUUCUAUGAGUAUCUCCAAACCACCGGCAACCCGCGCGUCGAAGGCCCAGCCGACUACGACCCCAUCGACUACAUCAGCGACGGCUGGCCCAGCCUAGCAGAAAGUUUCCGCACCCUCUUAUCCUGGAGCGACGGCGACGUCGCAGACGUCUUCAUGCGCGAAUAUGUAUUCAGCUACUCAGCCUUCGGCCAGCCGAUCGACCAAAACCUAGGCGAUAACUUCCCUGCCCUCGCCGAAUCAAACUCCCCAAUCGAAGAGCCCGGUCUAGUCACCAACGAGAACCGUCUACAGUAUGUGAAGGACUACGUCCGCGCCCUGACAUACACUUCCGUCGCCCCUGGCCUCAUCCCUUUCCUGCACGGCUUCCUCACCUGCAUCCACCCAAAGAGCCUCCAACUCUUCACACCACACUCGCUCCGCCACCUCAUCGAAGGCACUCAGCAUAUUUCCAUCCCCGACUUGAAACGCUGCGCAAAAUACGAGGACGGCUACACACCCACAAACUCCAACAUCCGCGCCUUCUGGGACGUAGUCGAGCAUUACAGCCAAGAAGAGUUGCGUCUCCUGCUCGAGUUCGAUCAUGGGAGCCCCGAGCAGUUUGCCGAGUAG